AAUUCGAAGCAUUUUAUAUCAUUUUUUCUUCUUUUGGGCUCUACUUAUCAACAUCAGUUCAAAAUAUAUUUUACUUUUUCAACUCAAAACAUUUGAAAAUCCCGCAGUGCAACUUCAUAUUCGAUUGGAGCCAAAAUGCAAAUGUCAAAUUCGGCAAUAAGCAACUUCAUGUGUAUCAAUAUCCAAAGCAUUGUCAUACCAAAAACACAUUAACACAAGUAAAGUCAUUAGUUUUAGAAGCGUUAUCUGUUUAUAUUCUCUGAUCCUUUUUUAUAGCAAAGUCUGAGUUACGAAGUCACGGAAUGACCGAAGCAGAGCCGAUUAAUGUUGGAGAAGAACCGAAUGUGCAGAAUGAUUCAUCCAACGACGACAAUAAAUUCCUGACAAUGAUGGCAUUGGCCGGUGAAACAGUGUUGGGCUGGUUAUGUUUGAAGGAUUUGGUUUCUGUGAACACAACCUGCAAACAAUUGAAGAAACAAACCGAGGAGCAUUUUUUAGAACAUUAUCCAUGGCAGUCGGUACACAUAACACAAUAUAGGCCAAGAAAGAAGUUGGAAUUGUGCUUUAAUGCGCAGUUCCGUAAUGUGGUAGUGCAUCCAGGCCCAGAAGUGUUCGAUCGCAUGAUAUCACAUCAUAACAAGCGCGUUCAUUGUUUGGAGUUUCACAAAGGUGAAAUCGCUGAAAUUGACAAUGGGAUCAUUGCUGGAAUUGUCAAAAAUGUGAGAAUCAUCAAAAUCACCGGGACGACGUUUGAUGGUGAGUUGUACGAAUGUUUGCUGAAACACUGUACACAUAUGGAGCACUUGAUUAUAAUCAAGAAUGAUGGUCAACUCAAAGAAUGCACUCAAAGAGGUACAAAAAAUCAAUGGCUAUUGCAAUCGUAUCCAUCGCUCAAACAAUUUUAUUUGGUGUCAAAAUCCAUUGACGCACCAGAAAACUUGAAAAUCUUCUUUCGGCUGAAUCCAAAUGUUCGCACUUUCCAUAGCGGAAAUGGCAUAUUCAUGCACACGGUAAAUAUCCUAAUGGCAAAUGAAUGGAUACAUUUUGAUGAACUGCACUUGGAUAUUGCACCUUGUUCAAGUCAUAGCCUGCGCGAUAUCGUAUCGAACCUGAAUCAACUAUACGACAACCAGCAAUACAAACGAUUGUUCUUGAAUGUAUUAUUUUAUGUGAAUAUAUUGGAUGCAGAAUGGUGGCAAGUGAAAGGUUUAUACGGUUUCUCCUGUCUCAAUGCAGAUUCGAAUGUAUUUGAAGCCCUCAUGAAGGUAAACCAAAUCAGAAUGUUGUUUCUCCGUAUUGGUGAAGUUUUAUCACAUGAUCAAGCUGUGCGUUUGGCGAAAAACUUUCACAAUUUGGAAGAAAUCAAUCUACGGAUCACAGAUAUCAAUCAAAUCACACCAUUCAUUUCGCAUGCUGUGAACGUGAAGAAGAUUUAUGUAGACAUAGAAGUAGAAUGUCUCAUGAAUCUCGACUUGGAUUUAUUGGACGAGGAACGGAAGAAACUUAAAAACGCCAACAAAAUUGAAAUGUAUCUACGCGAUUCGGCCUACUUUGAAAUGAAAUGGAAAUUCAGCAAAAUUAAUUACAACCUAAUUGAAAUAAAACGCCGCGACGAUCUUAAUGCAUUGAACUCAUUCGCGGUAGACGAAAUGGAUUGGUUGAAAUAAGAACACUUAUUAUUUUACGCUUUGCAAAAAACUUGCUUUAUCGACACACACCAGAAUAGCAGCUACAAACAGAACCGAUUUUUAAUUAAAUUUAAUUUAUUUCAUUUGACAAAUGUAUACAAAGUACAUGAAUUCACCCCAAAAGAGAUUGAUGUGUUGAUCAAACAUACAUUUAUCAUGAAUUUAAAAUUGUAACCGAUUGUUUACAAAUAAAAUGUCAAAUAAACGCUAA
Sitodiplosis mosellana (orange wheat blossom midge) is the source of this 1899-nucleotide messenger RNA. RefSeq lists its product as uncharacterized. Bases 303 to 1667 code for a protein of 454 amino acids. NCBI's taxonomy places the organism in Eukaryota, Metazoa, Arthropoda, Insecta, Diptera, Cecidomyiidae. The record is from RefSeq and is a predicted model, not a curated record. The transcript has 2 exons.